AUGCCUUCCACCACGAAACCCAUCACCAGAAAACCCCGAACUGACAUCACGACGAACAAGAUCACGAGAACACAAGCUUCGCGAUCAUCCAAACAAAAGCCGAAGACCACGACAGUCAAAAAAGCCCCCGCUAUGGUCGACGUGCAGCAAGUCAGUCCACCACCGGAAAUCGACAUCCCCAAUUUACGAUUUUUACGACGAGUUCGCAGAGAGGCAGAUUUUGGUGCCAAGAGAGAGAAGCGCCAGGUUGCAAAGGUUUCUGAGAAUUGGUUUGCUACAGAUAUGGAGCUGCUUGGGAUUGUCUGGGACUACGAAGUUGACCCCGACAAGCCUGUCGACUCUCCGCUUGACCGAAUGUCUUUUCCAGUGAUUUGCUGGAUUGGAUGA
Fusarium coffeatum is the source of this 387-nucleotide messenger RNA. RefSeq lists its product as uncharacterized. The coding region runs from base 1 to 387 and encodes 128 amino acids. The transcript is spliced from 3 exons. NCBI's taxonomy places the organism in Eukaryota, Fungi, Ascomycota, Sordariomycetes, Hypocreales, Nectriaceae. The record is from RefSeq and is a predicted model, not a curated record.